Molecule: messenger RNA, 578 nt
Organism: Suncus etruscus (white-toothed pygmy shrew)
Lineage: Eukaryota; Metazoa; Chordata; Mammalia; Eulipotyphla; Soricidae
Gene: MGP
Product: matrix Gla protein
Exons: 4
Coding region: 50-361 (103 amino acids)
Biological process (GO): regulation of bone mineralization
Cellular component (GO): extracellular region
Molecular function (GO): calcium ion binding
Source: RefSeq, a predicted model, not a curated record
CUCUCCCCACUUGCUACAGCACAAGACAGGGAGGCCAUAACACGAGACCAUGAAGAAUCUGCUCCCACUCUCUGUUCUGGCAGCCUUGGCCUUGGCAGCUGUGUGUUAUGAGUCACAUGAAAGCAUGGAAUCCUAUGAAGUUAGUCCCUUUAUUAACAGAAGAAAUGCUAAUACCUUUAUGUCCCCGCAGCUGAGAUGGAGAGCCAAAGCCCAAGAGAGGAUCCGAGAGCGAACUAAGCCUGCCUAUGAGAUCACCCGGGAAGCCUGCGAUGACCACAGACUUUGUGAACGCUACGCCAUGAUUUAUGGAUACAACGCAGCCUACAACCGUUACUUCCGGCAGCGCAGAGGGAGCAAAUGAGAGUUGGGGAGAAAGUCUUUCUUUCCAGAGCCUGGUGCCUGGUUUGGUAAUCCCUUGCAGUAGCAGCAUGGAGAUAUGUAGAUACAUAUGACUUGCUUCUUCCCAAAAGUUCUUGUCUGGCUGCACCCUUCUUUCCUAACCCCCAGAUUAAGUAAUGGAAGUCAAGAAAAAGUGAAGAUAUCUAUGUAAUUAUGACAAUAAACUUUUUGUUGGAGGA